GAGACCGACCAGCUGGAGGAGGAGAAGUCCGCGCUGCAGGCGGAGAUCGCUAACCUGCUGAAGGAGAAGGAGAAGCUGGAGUUCAUCCUGGCGGCCCACCGGCCCGCCUGCAAGAUGCCCGAGGAGCUGCGCUUCUCCGAGGAGCUCUUCGACGAGCUGCUUUUCUCCACGGGGCCGCGGGAGGCGUCCCGCUCCGUGCCCGACAUGGACCUGCCUGGGGCCUCCUCCUUCUACGCGUCGGACUGGGAGUCGCUGGGCGCCGGGACCAGCGGUGAGCUGGAGCCCCUCUGCACCCCUGUGGUGACCUGCACCCCGUGCCCCAGCACCUACACCUCCACCUUCGUCUUUACCUACCCCGAGGCGGACGCCUUCCCCAGCUGCGCUGCCGCGCACCGGAAGGGCAGCAGCAGCAACGAGCCCUCGUCCGACUCCCUCAGCUCCCCCACCCUCCUGGCCUUGUGAGGGGGCUCCAGUACUGACUGACUUGCCGGGCCCCCUCCCCUGCCCGCGCACCCCCACGGACUCGCCCGCUGUGCCCCAUGGGGCUCCCCGGGCCUGGGGAGGGCCCCGCUGCCGCCACCCCACCCGUCUGGCCUGGUGCCCCGGGGCCUGGCCGAGCACCCUGCACCGAGGCCUCGUACCUCUUCCAGAGAUGUAGCAAAUCGCAUGGAGUUUGUCUCGUCCCCAAUGGCCCAUCCAUGAGAGCUGGUAGUCUGUAGCAUGUCCCACAUGGCUGGGUAGGUGACUCCCUCCCCUCCUUAGUAUCACUAGCAUUAACUAAUUAAUCUCUUGGUUUUAAAUGAUUGGAAUUUAACUUGGUGCUGGGUAUCUCCAACUCGUAUCUAGUGCAGCUGAUUAACAAUAACUACUGUGUUCCUGGCAAUAUCGUGUUCUGAUGACUUAGCGAUGACCCAUCUUACGUGGGGGGAAAGAGACUCUAUUUUAUUUUCUAGUAGGUAGAUAAAUAGCUAUAUCCAUGUACUGUAGUUCUACAUUGAUGUUCAUUGUACCUUUACUGAUCAUGCAUUGUUGAGGUGGUCUGAAUGUUCUGACAUAAGUUUUCCAUGAAAACGUUUUUAUUGUGUUUUUAAUUUAUUUAUUAAGAUGGAUUCUCAGAUAUUUAUAUUUUUAUUUUAUUUUUUUCUACCUUGAGGUCUUUUUUGACAUGUGGAAAGUGAAUUUGGAUGAAACUUAAGCAUUGUUUGCUUAUUAUUGUUCAGAGACAUUGUCAAUAAAAGCAUUUAAGUUGACUGCU
This is a messenger RNA of Leptosomus discolor (cuckoo roller), 1255 nucleotides long. Lineage: Eukaryota; Metazoa; Chordata; Aves; Leptosomiformes; Leptosomidae. The record is from RefSeq and is a predicted model, not a curated record.